This is a messenger RNA of Mollisia scopiformis, 4376 nucleotides long. RefSeq lists its product as uncharacterized. The record is from RefSeq and is a predicted model, not a curated record. The coding region runs from base 386 to 3877 and encodes 1163 amino acids. The transcript has 7 exons. Gene Ontology annotation, molecular function: protein serine/threonine kinase activity; ATP binding. NCBI's taxonomy places the organism in Eukaryota, Fungi, Ascomycota, Leotiomycetes, Helotiales, Mollisiaceae. Gene Ontology annotation, biological process: peptidyl-threonine phosphorylation; peptidyl-serine phosphorylation.
AGAUCAUUCGUAACAAGUUGACAUUAUGGCUGAAUUCAAGAUAGCGGCAUUAUCUACGACUGACGAUAUCGCUCUGUCGGAUCUCAAUGAACUCAAUGAUCUAUGUCUCCGGGGUCUUCAUCAACUGCAUCGAGGUCUUCUCGAAUACUCCAAGCAAAGGAAGGAUGAACAAGGCCUUUGGAGCUCUAUCAUCCUGCUGUUAGAUGACCAAAUUGUUCGUUUUGAGCUUUGGAAUGCCGAGAUAGAAGUGGAAGGCGGAGAGGACGCGGAAUUGGACGCCUUCCCAUUGCCGAUCGACACAAAUGAGGGGGAUGUCUAUGGUACUUCAUCCUUUCCGUAAAGCCUCGGGAUUGCUGGCAUUCUCCUCCUUAGAAAGCAGAAGAGAAUGACACUAAGCUUACCUUCCGACUUCUUAGCCAACUCAGAAGUUUUAGAACUAGUCAAAAAUGCUUUGCUGCAGAUACAUGGACUAGAAAUUGAUAUAUCUACCCAUAUCAUUGAGUUAACAAGUAAACUAGAGGCGUUACAAACAUCGGAAAGAUUGACUAUGCACUCCGAGGGAAAAUCGGAGCUGGCAAGAAUGAUACUGGAGAUCGAUCAUCUGAUAGGUAUUCUGUUUGACCUUACAAGACCACUUCAAGCGUUGCAAGCAGUUCGAUAUCAAAGAGGCGAAUAUUGGGAACGACGCAAAAAGAUCUUAGCUAUCAAAAGGGCAUCAACAGAGCACCCGAGUUCUGAACGGGUCACUUCGGCGCUACAGUCAGCUUUACCUUCGCAUAGGCGUGAAAUUGAUACCGAAAAUGAAUUAUCACAACUACCUGAGACGCUUGAAUCUGGAGAUACAAGCAUUCCCGAAUUGUCUCCAUCGUCAAAUACUACAGCCUCUCAACCUCCUGUAAUACGACCCACCCCCAGGCCUAGCAUCCCUUUGGCACCUCGAUUCAAACCUUCCACACAUAGUGACGACAACACAGUUCUCGGAUUUAUGAAUGUCUUGCAAAAGUGCACAGUGGCUAGCGUUUCCACACGUCCCUUCGUCUUGGUAUCAAAGCUUACGGAAUGGUUCAGGAGCACUGUACAACAUGGAAACCGCAAAAUCACGCAAGCAGAACGUCUCCUGGCUUCUACAUACGCAUAUCAGGGCCAGCCAAGGGUUCGUGAUAUUGAUGGUUGCUUCUUGAUCUUUAGUAUACUCCUAGAACUGGGUCACGGGGAGCUUGUCAUUAAAUUUCUGAGCCUCGACAAGGCAGACAAACAUCUCCCAGUUGACCUAUAUUCAUUACGAAGCAUAUGCCGACAAAUGAGGCUUGCUGAUGCAGAAAAAGUUGCAAUGCAUUUCCACCAGCUGCAAUGGAAAUAUUGUCCAGCGAGACUUGACCUUCACAUGGGCAGGGAAUAUUCUCAAAUCAAGAUAAUGCCCUUUUCUCGAAAGGUCAGAAUCGACAAUGAUGGGGGCAUAGCAAGUUUGUGGGAAGUCGAGGUUCCUGAAGAAUUUCUGGGGCACAGUCUGAGAGAGGCAGUAAAGAGUUCUCGCUACAAUAGAACAGAUGAUGAACUUGGUCCUCGGUAUCAUUUUGCUUUGAAAGUAUUCGAAGAAGAUGAAAGAGACCUUUUCAAUGCCGAGAGGGACGCUUUUGUCGCCCUACGAGAACAAGGGGGCAUGAUAACUUGCCUAGGAGAGUACACCCACCGAGAAAGAUCUGAGCAAUCUAAGAGAAGGCCUGAGUCGUUGAAAAGUUCUUUGGACGAUAAAUCGGACGGAGUCCAUCAAGAAUUCAAGACCACUUAUAAUUUAAUCUUGGAAACGGCAGAGCUAGAUCUUUACGAGUUCUUCUUGAACAAAAACCCACCAGUCCUGCGGUCUGAAGUGGAUGCCUUCUGGAAACGUUUAUUUGAUGUAGCUAGAGCUGUCCGAAGUAUUCAUAACCUUAGCCGACCAUAUCAACAGGGAUUACACGGAAACAUCAUGCUAGACAAUAUCCUCCUCAUCGACGGGAAGUUCAAGUUGGCGGAUCUUGGAUUUACCAAAUUUGCCAGACCUGGCACAGAACAGCUAGGAGUGUUUCGCGGGGGAGCUGAGUCAUAUGGAGCCCCUGAAUGCUAUCGCCAGCGUAGUCUAUCCAAAUCCAAAAUCUCGCGCAAUAUCGAUAUAUGGUCACUUGGCUGUGUGUUUUCUGUUGCUGCUACAUGGAUAGUUCUGGGCUCGCAGGGCAUCAGCCAAUUUAGAGCUCUUCGGGCCCAAGAGAUUGGAGGUCGGGUUAACCUCCAGCAACUGUUGGGAACGACUUCAAAGGACCAAGUGCGAAUCGACAUCGACGAUUUCUUCCAUGACGGCUCAAAGGUGCUUCCAGGUGUUCUGUCUUGGCACAUAUUUCUCAGAACUGCACUUCGCACAUCCGAUCAAGUCACUUCUCGAGUCCUUGAUCUAGUUGACCGCAGGAUGCUCGUAAAUAGUAUCCCCAGAUUCGAUGCAGACGGGAUCUGCCUCGGGCUCGACGCUAUUCAGAGACAAGUCUUGGCUGUACGCAGGAACCAAGAGAUUCCUCAGGAUAUUCUAUCAAUUCUGCAAACAGAGGAUGAUAACCCUCCCGGCAUAUUGCGCUCCAGUUUGUCGACUAUCUCAACGGCGACUUCAUCUGCACCGGCUUCGAUUGCCGAUGAGCCAUCUUCAGCUGCUCUACCAGAACGCCUGUCCAAGGAAAGUCUCCGCUCGUCCGCUUUAGAAGCUGUCGAACAUCCCUCAAGGGUUCUACAGCGAACUUCUAGUCCUCUUCGUCCCAGAAUUCCACCAACCAUACCAGGGUUCGCCCAGCCGGACAGUAUGCACCAAAAUGUGUUCCAAGCAAGAGAAGAGCUCGAAAAACUUCAAAAGGGACAAAUCCUUGGCAGGAUGCGCAAGGACGAGACCCUUUCCCGUUACAUUCACAAUUUUGAUAUCAUAUUCCUGGUUGAUAACAGCGAAACCAUGAUACCAUAUUGGUACGAGGCUACCUAUCUGCUCGAAACUCUCCUCUUCAAACUCCGUGGUCUAGAAGGCAACGGAAUCGAUUUGCAAUUUGGCUCGAGCCAUCUAAAGAUUGAGGGAAGUAAGCACUCGCGAUUCUUUCAGGGUUUCAAAGACAUCGUUGCAGCAAUGGGAAGCUCGGUUGCUAAACCGAAAAUUGGAAAUGGCUCGAACUUGUUGUUCCGACUGCUCGCAAUCGUAAAUGCACAUCUACGUCUUAUACGGAGAGAGGGCGGUCAACCUCUCUUGCUUUAUGUUUUAACCGAUGGCAUCUGGCAAGAUGAAUCACAGAGAGACGUAGUAGCAGGCAAUUUAAGGGAAACACUGAUCAGGUUGGGACAUGAUGGUCCAUCGGUUGCAAUCCAAUUCAUUCGGUUCGGAGACGAUCCGGUGGCAAUCGAUAGGCUGAACAGGCUAGAUGAUGGGCGCUUCCGCUUUGUAGACGUUAACGUCUGUUCAAUCGAUGUUGAACCCGCACGCGGUAACGUAUACAAAAUGCUCCUUGGAACCAUUACCAAAAAGUUCGACGUGGAAAGAUAUGAAGAUUAUGGUCUUCAGACCGGAGUGCCAUUCCUCGACCAAUCAUUCAACUCGUAUGCAAUGGCAUCAGGUUCUGGUGGACCUCCGCAAACACGCCCUGGAUCAUCUGGAACAAGUUCGAGUGUACCAUCAACAUUCGCAACUUCAAUAUUCAGCGAAACCAGUGGUUCCUCCAUAUUCCGUCCCGAGUCGCCGCCAUCGGACUCGGACGAGCUCGCAUCGCAUCCUGGGCAGCGGAUCAGUAGGGCGGUACCGGAAAUAGGGUCAGGCGUACCCAAGCCGCCACACGAGUUGGAAAACCUUCACAGGAAAAGUCGUUCUACAAAAAAAUAGCUUUUAGAUCAGACUUCGAUUUGCCUAUUUUCGAUCUCAGUGUUUCCACUUCUUGGGACUUUGGAUGGGUCACUUCCCGAGACUCGAUACCUUAUGAAGAGCGAGGGCCUCUACUCCCACCAAAUAAGAGAGCUAGAACGGAGUUCUAAGCUUCUCUCAACCUCCUUAGAUAGUUUCCAGAGCCUAUGAUUGUUGAGGGUGCAUGACUGGUGAAGAUUUCUGUUUCUGAAAGGUCUGGAAUGAUAGGUAGCUCUCCUUGUCAGGGGCUUUACCGAGCGGGAAAGGGGUUAGCGAGAUGAAUAGCUGGUCUGAAGAGGGAUCGUUAUCCUGAACUUCUAGCAUCUUUCUGCAUACAAGACUCAUAUCCCAAGUCAUAGACUUACUAUCUGCUACUCAGUCAGGUUGAAAUACGACCUUGAGAAACACCUAAUUAUCCUUCGAAUCCUUAGACAUUUUCCGGCAGGAUUUGACAGCAUUCCCCGUCACCGAAUGACCGAUA